UGAGAGUAAAAAUCGAAGGAGAAUGAAACGGGACGGGGAUAGACGAAACGGCGAAGAAAGGAGAGAGAUGUAGAGAAAAGCAGGGAACAGAGAGAUCGAACAGAGGAAGAACGCGGCCUGGAAAGAGGGAACGAGGCAGUCGUCGGCUCGAUAAAGGAGAAAGAAGGAGGGAACAUAGUAGGGGUUCGGUCGGACGACGGGCUUGGCUGGUGCGGUGCGUCAGUCAGGCUCGAGACACCCGCGAGAACGGAGCGGUGGUUGCCUACCCCUAAUUCGGUACGUACGUUCGAUGCGCCCCUACCGUCAACCCCUGCCCACCUAACAGGAGUCUCGUAUAUCGAGGCAGUGUCGCGCAGAGUGUCGUACGAGGCGUAUACUGCUCCGCCUUUACCCCUUCGAUCCGUCGGUGUUCAUCCCUCGUGUUUCCAUUUGUGCCGCGUUUCAAUCCCGGCUGGAGCUAUCGAGGACUGCUGCAAGAAUAGUGGGAAAGAAAGGACUUAAAGGUAGCUUCUCUGAGUUAUCGCCGGUCUGAAGAACGAACGGAGACGCUGCGCCAGCGGUCGAGUGUCCAGGGUGCGACUGUCGGACGAACCAGGCUCGCCAUAAUGGCGGAGGUGGCUACCAAGAAGUCGAUCAACGUCGUAAGUAACAAAAAAAGCGAAGUGUGUAGUGUUCAAUCUAACAACGGUUUGAUCCAGUUGGAUAACAUAACCGCGAGUAACAACCAACUAAUCUCGUUGUGCGAGAACGACGACGAGGACGACCUAAUAUUGACUAACAACACGCGUAACGAGCUGAACGCGGAGGACAAGAGCCUGCAGGAGUUGAUCGAGAGCGAGUUGGCGCUUAGGAUCUGUUCGAGCACCGAGGAAGCCGGUAUCGAACCUGAAGAACAGGAAGAAAUGGCCAACGAACCGGAACCUGUGAAAAAAAUCGUGUUGGACCGACCACAGGAUCUCGUAGACGUGAACGCUGAGUUCAUCGCCGCGGAAACGGAACACUCGUCGAUGAUAAAAGAGCCUUACAGUUACCAAAAUGGUCACGUGUCGCCGGAUACGAAGACCUCAGAUCCCGUGGAGCCGGAACUGAUCGGAUUUCGGGACGAGGAAGAGGAGCAAGUGUUGGAUCAGUCGGAAGUUGGCGGCAUAGUGAUCGAGGAGGAAACAACGGCGAGCGAGCGAGAUCAGCUGGAGGAUGACAAAUUCCCACGAAACGAGGAUAGCGAGGAUACGUGUCCAGAUUAUCCGGUGCUUCAGCAGGCCGAGGCCUCGGAGAGGCUGCAGCAAGUUUCGAGCAUGAUCCAGGAAUCCUCGGAGCCACUCCUGGAUCUCGAGCUAACCGCGACACCGAUCUACGUCGAGAAAUACCAAGAGGAAAAGGAGGUUCAGGAUAUAGUGUCGGAGGUGGUCGAGGAGAAUAUCGUGAAAAUGGAUAAUUCACCAGUGGCAGAGAACGUCGAGGAAAAGAGAGAAGUGCUGGAUACGUGGACGGAACAGGAAUGCCAGCAGGGUCAGUUCUCCGACAAUUUUGAUCAGAUGUGCCAAGAGGAUACGAAUCUCUGUGAAAAGAUCAUAGAAGAACCUGAAUCGACAGAUGAAAAGGUUAGCCAGUCUAUGAUAGACACCGAGUGCGGGAGGGAACAAGAAAUAGACCAAGUCAGAGAGCUUUCGACGAACGAGGAGUCAAAUGGAACGACGAAUGAAAAAUUGGAAUCUGACUUGGUAGAAGAGAAAACUCCCGUUGAACCCGAGGACACACCUGUUACAGUAAAAUCUGUCGAGGAACUCGAAGAGACUCGAGUCGUACCGUCCAGGAGUUUCGAUGAAGGAACUCUGAGUCGGUCGGAGAGUUCCACCGAAGCCGUCAGUACUCAGGAAUUCCUCGACACGGAACGCCGUGUGCUGAACGAGGAAAAUUGCGAGCAGGAAGAGUCGCAGACCACGCCGGAGAGAAGCGAUCCUCAGAUAAGGAAUCUGGAGGAGGAGGAGUACGAGGAAGGUAAGGAGGAAGAAGCGAAAGAGGAAGCGAACGAUAAUGUGGACGAGCAGAACGUGAUAACGGAAUCGUCCAGCGAACUGUCCGUCUCCGAGCCUACGUUCAUCGAGAAAACGGAGGUGGUCAUAUCGGAGAGCACCGUACAAAUCGUUUCCGAGACGCAGUGUCUCGAAAAUGACGACGAGGAACAAGAAGAAGAGGAACAAUUACCGAAUCACGAUUCCCCUGCACGCGCCCCACUCGCCACUCCGGACGACGAGAUCAGCGACGUUUCUAACGCGUGUGACAGCGAAAGCCGGGAGGAGACGAUAACGACGUCGAGCGUGGUGAGCUCGUCGAAUGCCAAGGGUGGCACUAAGACGAAGAAGAAGAAGAUCGAAGGUGUAGCCGGAAACGAUGCUUCGCCAAAUCUUACUCCCCGCACAAAGAAAACUAAGAAGAGCAAGAAGAGCGAGCUCGAGAAGGAGAACAUCUCCGUGAACUGUAACUCGCGACAGCCGAGCAUGCACCCCGGUUCCCGCAAGGCGAACACGGAAUCCCUCGACUUCUCGGACGAGAACGAUCUGUCGAACGUGAACGUGAAGUCGCUGACACAGAAUUAUGUAUCGGAGGCGACGAGAAACGAGCAGGACCGGUGCACGAAGGAAAAGAUCGCGACUGGGGUGUCGAUCAAACAGCUGUGUCGUAGCUUCGGCGACAUCUCGAACAUGAGCGACGGCGAUCAGGCGACCUACGGGAAAACGAAUCACACGAUGGAUUCCGAGGAGAAAGCAAGAUCGCUGGGUGAUCUACGAGUAUGCGAGAGGGGUUACUCGAAGUUCACCAGAGAUGCGCUCGUCUUCACCGGGGUGUCGGUCAAGGCCCUCAGGGCUUCCUACUGUAGUUUGGCAAACUUAACGAGCGAGGGUAAGGACACGGAUCGGCCGAGGCUCGAGAAGUCGAGCUUCAACAAAUUCGACGCCCUCAGCAAGAAGACGGUGCUGCAUGUGCGCUCGAUCGACGCGGGCAAAGUGCAACAGCAGCUGAACGCCCAGGUGGGUCAGAAUGGUGACACGAACCCGAACUGCCGUAGCUGCGGCAAGGUCGUGUUCCAAAUGGAACAGACAAAGGCCGAGGGUCUCGUCUGGCACAAGAAUUGCUUCCGGUGCGUCCAGUGUAGCAAGCAACUGAACGUCGACAAUUACGAGAGCCACGAGAGCACGCUUUACUGUAAGCCACACUUCAAGGAACUCUUCCAACCGAAACCGGUUGAAGAGUCCGACCAGCCUGUGCGACCUCGAAAGCCGGAGCUGAUCAUACGGGAGAACGAGCCGAAAGAGUUGCCGCCCGAUGUGGUCAGAGCCUCCGACAAACCGGACCUGGGGCUCGAGGAGCUGUCGAGUCUGAACGUCAAGUCCCGGUUCCAAGUGUUCGAGAAGGCGAACACGGAGACAAACGAGAUCGAAAGGUCGCCGUCACAGAUCGCCGUCAAGAGGUCGCCCAGCAUUCUCAGCAAACUCGCCAAAUUCCAGGCCAAAGGCAUGGACAUCGGAGUGGCGGACGAGUCGCUGAAUGGGAUCCCUUACGAAGAGUCGAGCGAGAGCGAGGAAGAGGAAGAGGCGGAGGAAACUGAGGAAGCGGACACGGAAAUCGUGAAGGCGAAACGCGCUACACGCGAACGUCCGAUCAGCUUCACGAAAAUGGACGAUAUAAAGAAUCGUUGGGAGACGACCAGCCAGCAGGGCAAGCGCGAGGUGCAGCGGGAGGCGAGGAAGGAAGAGAUCGCUGGGAUCCGCUCGAGAUUGUUCAUGGGCAAACAGGGUAAAAUGAAGGAGAUGUAUCAGCAGGCGGUAGCCGGAAGCGAGCGGGUAACGAAGAUCAACGCCGCGGAGGAGAUCCAACACUCGACCCACGCUCGUUCGAUCAAAGAGCGGUUCGAACGCGGCGAGCCCAUCGCCGCGUCCGACGACGAGACGGACAGCAAACCGAAACCGGAGAAGGCUGACGAGGAAGUGAUCGCAGCAGGAAUCAGCAGGAAAUCGCGGUCUCUGUUCCUGGAAUUGGACGCCACAGCAGCGAAAACCGGCAGACCCGUGACUCCAGUGAACCCGAAGACACCCGGAGAGACUCCGCGACGCGCAAGAGACGCAUUCAUGGGACGACAAAUCUCGGAAGACGUGGUUCGCAGCUCGGACGCCACCGAAGAGGUCCAAGUUGAGACCUCGGACAUAUCGAACAAAUUCAAAUUUUUCGAGUCGUACAAGGAACCGGAAAAACAACGGAAGCAGUUCCGAAUUACCCCGCCUCGCGACGGCCAAGUCAAGAUGGAAUCCCCGGAACGCGAGAUCUACCGUGAUCCAGACGUGGUCAGAGCGGACGACAGAGUGAACGAAGUGGUGCACACCGACACGGCCAGGAAGAUGCUGUCGAUCUUUCGACAGAUGGAAGAGAACGCGUGUAAGAAGGAGGUACCGAAUGGUCCGAAACCUUUGAAACGGUUCACACCACCUCCGGAGGACAAAUUCGCGAAACCAUCGGCCUCGGAUUCCGAGGAAGAGGAGGAGGAGGACGGCGAGGAGACCGAGGGAGAGGACACCGCGGAGGAAAGGGAUCCGAACUACGUGCGAGCUUCGGACAAGGUGGAGGACGAGUUUUUGAAACAAGCGCAGAAAGCGGCUCGCGCGAAGACGCUGUGCGCGAAAUUCGAGCAUUGGGAAGAGACAGACGGUAAGACUACGUCCAGCAGUCAGCAUAUCGCGGAGAUGGAGAUCGCACAGAGUGGAGGCGAUCAAUUGAGCAUAGAGUCGGCGAGCAGCCUCAGGGCUCGCUUCGAGUCCCUCGGCUCACAGACGACCGAGUCGCCGCGUACACCGAAGGUCAAAGUCAAUCGAUUCGUGUAAGAGAAGACCGGACGUGGAGGAUCGCGACGGACCCAAGGGGCCUGACGAAGAAGAGCGAAUUAGAAUUAGAGAGCACGCGCGCGUAAGGAGGAUGCGAACUCGUUGAGAUAAGGAAAAACGACAGCUUCUUCGUCGUCCGGAUUAUAUCGUGCGGUUUUUACGUUUUUUAGAAGUCUUUUUCUAACAAGCGUUCUUUUAGUGAAUCUAGUUUAGCUACUGUAUCAUAUCGUACCGUCAACGCGAGAGGCAACGAACGAUACGUCGAGCAUCGACACCUCGGAGUUCAUGCAACGAUCGAGACGAAAUUAAUUCUGACAUACUGAAUUGUACAACAUAUUUAGUGUACGUUUUACGCUUUCUUUUGUAAAUAUAUUGCACUGGGAGAAUAUCAAUCAUUUGCGUUUGAAGAGGUUUUGCCAGUUGAUUUCCCCCUUGAUUUCACGACUCGCACGUUUUAUGCUCGACGUAUCUAUAGGGUAGAGUAUAAUUAACGCUAACUCAUUUUGCUUGAACGUGCCGUCACGCGUCAGUUGGUCGUCAAGCACGAUUUUCAACUCACCUUUUUACACGAGAACAAUUUUUCAUAUUUUUACGACGGACGUAACGAGAGUUUGUACGGGCGAAGCGUUCCACGACGCAGGCAGAUCGAGCAACCAUUAUUAUUCGUGCCAAACGAAUCAUGAAUGUCACUGUCAGGUGAAAAGCGUGUAGGCAGACCGGAUUGUUCGAACGUGAAAAGGUGCCAAAUUAUUUUGAACGAUGGCAAGCACAGAUUCUUCCCUGCCUGUCGUCGUCGGGAACCUCGUCCAGCGAGAAAUCCUUUUGCGAGUGCCAAGCGAAGAUCGAGAGAACGGGAAAUUCUGAGGAACACUUUGAGAAGAUAUCUGCGACUUAAACUGGACAAUGGAACACGAGAAAGACCUGAUCUCGAAAUUCGAGUCAAUCUCCAACUGUACUUAGGAUAUACUGAGCUUUUCGAGGGCUUUAUACAGUUUCGAGUCUUUUCAGAUCCGGCAGGCCAUCGUCGGAUAUGAAAAAUCGAAAAGCAGGAACGAGGGAAAUACUCGUCGCCUGUUACUCGUCGAAUCUCACCGACACGUCCCACGAAAUCGCAAUAUCAUUUUUACAAAUAUAAAUCUGCUAUAUAUACAUUUUUACGCGUUUAUACAGAAGUUAGUACAACAACUGGCAUCAAGUUCCAAAAGUCGGUGAGAAAGGCUCGAGUAUCAAGCGACUUAUAUUGUCGUACGAUCCAGCCAGUGAAUUGAACGUGUGCGAGCACGAUCCGUUCCUCGCGCACGGGAUUAAAACUCCAGACUUUCGAAUAAGCUUUUUAUAUAAUUUUUAUAAAGUUCGGAUGGACUGAGGGAGUCUCGGCGUAGAAUUAAGCACCUCCGCAGCGGCGCGAGGAAGAGAAUGAGAGGAAUAAAUUCCUUCAGUAUUGCCAACGCGGACGCACAGUACGCAUGUAUGCGCCGUCGGUGAAAAUUCUCGGAUCAGUUCAUUAUUUUUCAGACUUCGACGUCAGUGCGAGAAACUCUCUACAGAAUCAGGCUUUCCCAUGAAACAAUCGUUCGGUGUUGCAAUAUCUUACUUCCACGAAGACAGAGAUUUUUCAUCGAUGGCGCGCGUUACGUAUACAUACAAAUAUAAUAUAUAUUAUAUUUAUCAUUGAUAUAGAAGAACGACGUGUAUCGAUCCCCUUGAUCUAUUUAGAACGCACCAGACAGGAGAGGGAACAAGUCCCUGAAAUUGAUUUCGAUCGUGCUUGAAACGAGAUACGGGAUUUAGUUAGAGCUUAAAUUGGUGACUCCUCCUCUAACUCGAAACGAAGGAAUUGCAUAGAAAGUAUGGACGGUGUGCGUGUGUGCGAGAGAGAAAAUCGAGGUGCAAUUUCAGGGUCCCUACGGAGACCAUUUCUUUUCCCGAGCCGAGAGGCUCUAGGGUGGUGCAGAAUUUUUAGAGGCAUUAACGCUUUUUUUAAUCAAAAGUUCUCGGGUAUUCAAUGCGCGAAGAGGAUGAAAUCGAAAAGGUGUAUUAGGUAGAUGUAUGAUACAUUCUGUAUGCGAGUUUUCGUCGUCAACGAGAUUCUUGUUCUCCUCUCGACGGAACGGAAAUUAUGUGCAAUAAGUUCGUGUACGGAAGUGCAACGAUUGUUUGUUGUUAAUCGGCGAUUGAAAUAUUUAUGUGUACGUAUUCGCGAGAGAGCAAAUUAGUUGACCGAUCGAUCGCUUGAUUUUCACGGCCUACUAUGCGACGGUUUCAUUUGCACAAUUUCGAUUGUAUGCAAUCAUUUUUAGCGAAUCGUAUGAUAUUAUUAUAUUGUUCUUUUACCUUUUACCUUCCACGUGUAACAAUUUAUUACGAAUCAUAUUGCAAACAAUUAAAUAAAAGGGCACAUCCUGACAGAAAAACA
This is a messenger RNA of Ceratina calcarata, 7290 nucleotides long. RefSeq names its product xin actin-binding repeat-containing protein 2. The record is from RefSeq and is a predicted model, not a curated record. The transcript has 20 exons. The coding region runs from base 606 to 4874 and encodes 1422 amino acids. Lineage: Eukaryota; Metazoa; Arthropoda; Insecta; Hymenoptera; Apidae.